Messenger RNA from Momordica charantia (bitter melon), 1077 nucleotides. RefSeq names its product forkhead-associated domain protein. Lineage: Eukaryota; Viridiplantae; Streptophyta; Magnoliopsida; Cucurbitales; Cucurbitaceae. The record is from RefSeq and is a predicted model, not a curated record.
CGCCUUCGAGCAUCGAGGAAGACGAGAGAGAAACGGAGAUGAUAUUGAAUUCUGCUGCUGGAAUAGCUAAGCUGCAUCCUCUCCUGCCUCUAUCGAACCCCAUACGCGCGUCUUCCACCAGCAGCACGGAACAGCUGCGCGAGGAACUCAGUCACCUUCAUUCUGAAGCAGAGAAUACAAGAGCCAAAGCAAAUAGUGCAAGACUGAGACUUCUGAGAUUGUCGGAGGCAGCUGAGAAGCUUCGGCGACAGGCAGCUAUUAGCGUACGAACAGGGAAGGAAGAUGACGCGAGGGAUCUACUUUUCCAGAAGAAGAAGGUUAUGCAAGCGUUGGAGAAGUCAAAGAGUCGCAUUAAGCUGUUUGAUGAACUGUCAGCAAAGCUUAACGAGGCAAUAUAUGUAAAAGAGAAUCAGCUAAUUGGGAAUAUUGAUUCGGAUCUGGCAAUUAGAACUGAAGAUACUUCAAGUCCAGUUCGAAUUGCCUCUUCGAAGCAGGGAGCUGCAGAAGAUUCAAAAGAAACUGAUUUCAAAUCUAAAGAUGUAAAGCUUACUGAAUAUCAACAUUUGCAAUCUAAGGGAGAGGAUCAUGCAAUGAUAACUAAUGACAGUGAGCAAGAGGCCCCUUCAUGCUCUGAUUUAGGGAGUGAAGAUGAAAUAGUAAACAGUAUGAAGGGAACAUCGUCGUAUGAGGACUUCAUGGAAAACCUGGACAACCAGCUAAACAUAAUUGAAGGUGAACUCGAUACUGUUCUGAGGGCUUCAACAGUACUAUUAGAAGGCGAGGACAAACAAAAAAAUUCAAGGGUGCAGCAAAUAGUGGAACUUCUAGAUAGCAUCCGGGUUAUCAGAAAUAGAGUCUCAAGUUUCCAGUUGGCAAAUGCGAACAUCAGAUGAUACUUGGCUUUGGGGCACAUGGUUCUUAUCUUUGUAAGGAGUUUGCGACUUUAAAGAACCGUAAUUUCUGCAAACUUCCGUUUCAAUUUUUUGAUUGCUUGUUGCGAGGUACCUUUCAUAUUCUAAACAAAAUUUCCGCAGUUGUUACUGUAAGUAAUACACAUGACUCGAUUGUUACAGGUUA